GAAGGUCAUUUUCUGACUGUAAUCUGGGCCUGAUGAUGGUGAUAUUCAGAGUAUUGGAGUUCUCAUGAAGCUCAAGAGAUGAAAACCUAAUUCACACUACAGCUAUGUAAGGUUAUGCAAAAAACUCUGUACUGUCUCAUAUGACUGGAAUUUAAAAAAAAUACUCAGGAAAUACCUAGAAUCCAGGCUACAGUAAGCCUAGCAUCUCUAGCAAAAUGGUAGAAGCAAUGCAAAAGAACACAAAAAAAAGGACACUCAACAAAACACAACUGUAUUGAGGUUGAAUUAAUAUGACUUUUCUAAAAGCAAAUUUUAGAUGUACCUCUUUUCUUUGAAGGUGGCAGCAGUUGUGUGGGCAAGACAGAUCUGAUUUCCACAGGUUGUUCAGAUUUCUGAAAGACAUACCAUACUGAUAGAUGUAAGGUAAUGUCAGUGGGAAGAUCUUUAUAUACAUAGCUUGGGUUCUCGUCAGGUACAGUACAAUAUGUAUAACAACUCUUACUUGCUCUGUUCUUGGUGGGGAGAAGAUGACAGAUGACUGCACUGAAAUUUGUAAGCACCUGUAGUUUUACAACUAGCAAGUGGACUAAGGAAAGGUCAGCUGCUUGACUGCCUGAACUGGGAAGCAGGUGGAUGAAGAAGCCUCGAUGUGGAGUUCCCGAUCAUCCCCACCUACGCCAUAGCCGGAGGAAAAAGCGGUAUGCACUAACUGGACAAAAGUGGAGGCAGAAGCAUAUAACCUACAGUGUACACAACUAUACCCCCAAGGUUGGCGAGAUUGAUACAAGGAGAGCCAUUCGUCAGGCAUUUGAUGUUUGGCAGAGAGUGACACCGCUUACCUUUGAAGAGGUCCCUUACCAUGAAAUUAAAAAUGACAGAAAGGAGGCAGAUAUUAUGAUAUUUUUUGCUUCUGGUUUCCAUGGAGACAGUUCCCCGUUUGACGGAGAAGGUGGAUUCCUAGCUCAUGCUUACUUUCCUGGACCAGGAAUAGGAGGAGAUACUCACUUUGAUUCAGAUGAGCCAUGGACCCUGGGAAAUUCUAAUCAUGAUGGGAAUGAUCUCUUUCUGGUCGCAGUCCAUGAGCUGGGACAUGCGCUGGGCUUGGAACACUCCAAUGAUCCCAGUGCUAUCAUGGCUCCUUUCUACCAGUACAUGGAAACACACAACUUCAAACUGCCCCAGGAUGACCUCCAAGGAAUUCAGAAGAUCUAUGGUCCUCCUGUUGAGCCCCUGGAGCCAACCAGACCUUUACCGACUCUUCCUGUUCGCCGAAUUCACUCCACUUCAGAAAGAAAACAUGAGAGACAGCCAAGACCUCCUAGUCCUCCUCUGGGUGAUAGGCCAUCUCCUCCUGGCACAAAACCAAACAUCUGUGAUGGCAACUUUAACACAGUGGCUCUCUUUAGAGGAGAAAUGUUUGUUUUCAAGGAUCGUUGGUUCUGGCGUCUGCGCAACAACCGAGUGCAGGAGGGAUAUCCCAUGCAAAUUGAGCGGUUUUGGAAAGGCCUCCCUGCAAAGAUUGAUGCAGCCUAUGAACGGUCUGAUGGAAAAUUCGUUUUCUUCAAAGGAGAUAAAUACUGGGUUUUUAAAGAAGUGACGGCAGAGCCAGGCUACCCACACAGUCUAGUGGAACUGGGGAGCUGUCUGCCCCGGGAAGGCAUCGACACAGCUCUGCGCUGGGAGCCAGUAGGCAAAACCUACUUCUUCAAAGGCGACAGGUACUGGAGGUACAACGAGGACAAGAGAGUAACAGAUCCAGGAUACCCAAAGCCCAUCACCGUGUGGAGAGGAAUCCCUCAGGCUCCCCAGGGAGCUUUUAUCAGCAAAGAAGGCUUUUAUACCUACUUUUACAAAGGGAAGGAAUAUUGGAAGUUCGAUAACCAGCGGCUGAGUGUGGAGCCAGGCUACCCCAGGUCAAUCCUCAAAGACUGGAUGGGCUGUAACCAGAAGGAUGUUGAACGAAGUAAAGACAGACGCCUCCCCCAUGAUGAUGUGGAUAUUAUGGUGACAAUAAAUGAUGUGCCUAGCACUGUAAAUGCAAUCGCAGUUGUGAUCCCUUGCAUUUUGUCGCUGUGUAUCCUUGUCCUGGUAUACACAAUCUUCCAAUUUAAAAACAAAGAGGUGCAGCAAAAUGUUGUGUAUUACAAAAGACCUGUCCAGGAAUGGGUAUGACACAGUCCGCUGCACAUUUCAACUCAUUGAUCUGAUGAGGAUUAUGGACAAAAAAAAAAAAAAAAAACAAAGGGAAAAAAAUGCAUUCAAAAGACUACCAAACAAAA
Molecule: messenger RNA, 2279 nt
Organism: Phalacrocorax carbo (great cormorant)
Lineage: Eukaryota; Metazoa; Chordata; Aves; Suliformes; Phalacrocoracidae
Source: RefSeq, a predicted model, not a curated record